CUUGAGAGUCACGCAGCGAAUAGUAACCAUGCCGAGGUCAUUUUUGGUGAAGAGUAAACGGGCACAUAACUACCACCAACCCCGAUACCUGGAUGAUGAGUACAUAAGACUGGAUACUAAUGUAUCCCUUAUAUGCGCAGGUGCGUCCAUUUAUGAUGCUGCAGAUGCUCAUAACCAUGGCAAGCGCUCCCUCGAGUCCUAUCUAGUGCGCACGGCUGACCUGUUCUCCACCUCCCGGUUGAGCUGCGAGGGCAACGUGUGCGACCGCUUCCCGGACUAUGACUACCACUGGCGCCCUCCAUCUCCAUCACAAGAUUCGGAACAAUGUUUCACUCCGUCAGUAGACAACGCUCACCCUUUCGCCAUUCCAUUCCGCCCUUAUGCAUGGUCUACCUACUCUGGUUCCAAGCUCAGGCACCUUGUGCAGCGAACAUACCAACACAAUCUCUCCACAACUCUGGAGCCUGACACACAGAUGGGUAUCGAUGGAUCCGAGGAUGGUGCCUCCAACUCCCCCAUUUACGCACAGCGGGGGCCGCACACAGGAUUUUACCGGGACUUAGGGUCUACGGUGUUCCCUACCUAUAAAAUGUGGGACGCCGACCAAUUAUACUCGGACCUCAAGGUCUCUAAAAUCAAGUCUGAAUCCGAUCUCAUCUGUUCCCGUAUAGAACCAAGCAGAUCGUACAAAUGCAUUAAGUGUUGCAAGGUCUUCUCGACACCGCACGGGUUGGAAGUUCACGUCCGUCGGUCGCACAGCGGAGCACGACCCUUCACCUGUGGAAUGUGUUGGAAAACAUUUGGGCACGCAGUGAGCUUGGAACAACAUAAAGCCGUUCACUCACAGGAGAGGAGCUUCGACUGCAAAAUCUGUUGCAAAAGCUUCAAGCGAUCGUCCACGCUGUCCACGCACCUGCUCAUCCACUCGGACACGCGCCCCUACCCCUGUCAGUACUGCGGUAAGAGAUUCCAUCAGAAGUCGGACAUGAAGAAACACACCUUCAUCCAUACAGGUGAGAAACCGCACAAGUGCCAGGUAUGCGGGAAGGCCUUCAGUCAGAGCUCCAACCUCAUCACGCACAGCCGCAAGCACACGGGCUAUAAACCGUUCUGCUGCGACCUCUGUGUCAAGGGAUUCCAACGGAAAGUGGAUCUGAGGAGGCACAAGGAUACACAACAUGGAUUUAAAUGAUAAACUGAACAGCAAAAAUUGUGUGGAGGAUACUAGUAUUGUUAAUAGGUCAAAUUGUCUUUAACAUUUUACACAACAUAAAAUACACGAUUUAGAAGUGUUGGUUGUGAUGCCCAACUAGGCCUAUUUAUAGUUGUGCUUAAUAAUUUUUCUUGUAUUCUUCCCUAGCAGAAAAAAACGAUUAAAUGCAAUACUACUCAGCAAUUUAAUGCCUAUUAGGCUAUUUGUGAAAAUGUCAUAUCAAUGCCCAUUCUAUUCCAGCUUAAAUUAUAACACUGUCACGCUAUAAUUUUUAGUGUGUAACAAAAUCCAAUAUACAAUUUUAAUGGCCCCUUAUCUUUUGUAAAACAUAAAAGGGCUUAAGUUCAAAAGUGCAGGAAUCUAAACCAAACAUGCUAAAAUAUGUAUAUUCUUAAUAAAUAGUAGGCCUGUCAGUGAGUUGAAUGAAGGUGGUGCAGUGGAAUUGUCAAAACCUUCUGUAUCAACACAUUCUUGAAAUAAACAACGGGGGAAAAAUGAAUAAACUCACACCAACAAAAUGAACAUGUUUUACUCAAGGCCUAAAAGCAAAAUGCUUCAGAACUACUAGGAUAUGUCUGUAUGAUCCUAAAAUGUUUGAAUCAAAUAAAAUGA
This is a messenger RNA of Salvelinus sp. IW2-2015, 1825 nucleotides long. NCBI's taxonomy places the organism in Eukaryota, Metazoa, Chordata, Actinopteri, Salmoniformes, Salmonidae. The record is from RefSeq and is a predicted model, not a curated record.